CGGCCGCGCUGCCCGUGCGCUACUUCUUCAUCCAGGCGGCCAGCGCGGCCGGGCGCAACUUCUCGCGCUCGCCGCCAGGAGCAACACUGUUCAGAGUGGCGAUUCAAGCACUUUCUCCCAAAGAAACCAGCAGGAUUUACACCCCCAAGCCUCUGGAUCGGAAUGACGGCACUUUCCUGGUGCGCUAUCGGAUGUACGGGAGUGUCCGAAAAGGGUUAAAAAUCGAGGUGCUUUUUGGGGAUAAGCACGUAGCUCGCUCGCCUUACAUUUUGAAAGGACCAGUUUACCAUGAAUAUUGCGACUGUCCUGAAGAAGACCCUGGGACCUGGCAGGACACGCUCUCUUGUCCACCCCAAGAACCGCAGAUCGCUGAGGACUUCACUUCUUUCCCCACCAUUGACCUUCAGCGAAUGCUCAGGGAGAUCCCAACAAAAAUCAGUCACACGCGGGGGGCGAUGGUCCAUUACACCGUCCUCAAUAACCGCGUCUACCGCCGCGCCCUGGGCAAGUACACGGACUUCAAAAUGUUCUCCGACGAAAUGCUGCUUUCCCUCGCAAGAAAGGUGCAUCUUCCUGAUGUCGAGUUUUAUCUUAACGUUGGAGAUUGGCCAGUUGAGCAUCGGAAAGCGAACGACACCCCUGGCCCCAUCCCUGUCCUUUCGUGGUGUGGCUCUGUCGAGUCCAGAGACAUAGUCCUCCCCACGUACGAUGUAACUCACUCGACGCUUGAAACCCUACGUGGUGUCACAAAUGACCUUCUUUCUAUUCAAGGCAAUACAGGCCCUUCCUGGGAAAACAAAACCGAGAGGGCUUUGUUUAGAGGUCGAGACAGCCGAGAAGAGCGUCUCCAUCUUGUCAAGCUAUCCAAGGAAAAUCCAGAACUACUGGAUGCUGGCAUAACCGGCUAUUUCUUCUUCAGAGAGAAAGAAAAGGAGCUGGGAAAGGCUCAGCUCAUGGGCUUCUUUGACUUCUUUAAGUACAAAUACCAGGUGAAUGUGGAUGGGACCGUAGCAGCUUACAGGUUUCCCUACCUGCUGCUGGGUGACAGCCUGGUACUGAAGCAGGCUUCUCAGUACUACGAGCACUUCUACGCUGAGCUGGAGCCAUGGAAGCACUAUGUGCCCGUCAAGAGGAGCUUGGAGGACUUGCUGGACAAAAUAAAAUGGGCCAAGGAAAAUGAUGAAGAAGCAAGAAAAAUUGCUAAAGAAGGACAGUUAACUGCAAGAGAAUUGCUUCAGCCUCACAGGCUUUACUGCUACUACUACAAAGUGUUCCAGACCUACGCCGAACGCCAAGCCAGCAAACCUGAAAUUCGGGAGGGCAUGGAGCUCGUGGCCCAGCCUGGCGACGUGGACGCCGCCUGCAGCUGCCACAGGAAAACGCCGCUGAGGGAGGAUCUGUGACCCGAUGGAGAAAAUCACUCACGGCGCAAGAAUUUAAAUAGGAUUUAAGCUGUGAAACCUAAGACACACACUAGCAAACAUCCUUAGUUAGGUAUUCUGUGUAUUUGCCUCUUCUUUUCGUGCUGACUGUGAUCUGCAGUGGCGGUGCCCACCGUUCUGUCUCCAUGAUGGCCGCCGGGCGCGGCAGCUCCUGGGGCCUGGUCUGCCCUGCUGGGCCACGAGGAUGAAGAGCAGGGCGAGCGGGCACCUCAGCUGCACGGAGACCCCGGCACCCACAUCCCGGGCGGGCAGAUCAUCCCACGGGAGCGUUCACAACACAGCAAGUCAGUGUUAGGAUUCCUCGUAAAGUUUACCUCAGCGUUACAGCCGGUCUUGUAUACAAACCCAUUUUCUAACUA
This is a messenger RNA of Nothoprocta perdicaria, 1801 nucleotides long. It is a transcript of the gene POGLUT3, whose product is annotated as KDEL motif containing 2. The record is from RefSeq and is a predicted model, not a curated record. The coding region runs from base 192 to 1403 and encodes 403 amino acids. NCBI's taxonomy places the organism in Eukaryota, Metazoa, Chordata, Aves, Tinamiformes, Tinamidae. Gene Ontology annotation, cellular component: endomembrane system. The transcript has 8 exons. Gene Ontology annotation, molecular function: glucosyltransferase activity.